This is a messenger RNA of Racocetra persica, 473 nucleotides long. NCBI's taxonomy places the organism in Eukaryota, Fungi, Glomeromycota, Glomeromycetes, Diversisporales, Gigasporaceae. The record is from the annotation of a GenBank genome assembly.
UGGAUUUUAAAAGAAAGAAAAACGAAACAAUCUUUGAACUUUUAAUUGCUGCUGAUGAACUUGGUGUUCAAAGAAUUAUUAAUUCUGUUCAAGAAUUUUUAGCUCAAAAUUGUCUCAAGUUCUUGCAUUCAGAUUUAACGAAAAUGCUUGACUUCAUUACUUGUCAUAACUCAUUUGAUAUUCUUAAAAAUGCUUGUUUAAAAACCUUAACUAAAAAUUGCAAAGACUUUUUACGAAAAGAUCCCAAAGAUGUGACAAAAUUUACUCAUGAAGAUUUUAAGACAUUAGAAAAGACUUUAAAAGGAUUAAUUCAACUGGUUAGAUUUCAUCAGAUAAAUCGUGAAGAAUUCAUGUUUACUGUAUGGCCAUUCAGGCAACUCCUUCCUGAUAACUUAACCGAGGAUAUAUUACGUUGCUAUCUAGUUUCAAAUGCUGUACCACUCUAUCAUGGUUUUCCAGCCAGAUCUGGCAAC